Molecule: messenger RNA, 1415 nt
Organism: Lobosporangium transversale
Lineage: Eukaryota; Fungi; Mortierellomycota; Mortierellomycetes; Mortierellales; Mortierellaceae
Product: eukaryotic integral membrane protein-domain-containing protein
Exons: 7
Coding region: 83-1327 (414 amino acids)
Biological process (GO): retrograde vesicle-mediated transport, Golgi to endoplasmic reticulum
Cellular component (GO): membrane; Golgi apparatus
Source: RefSeq, a predicted model, not a curated record
AUUCAUCCUAUUAUCCUUUUUAUCCACAUUUAAUUUUACAAGGACCAUUAGCAGUAUUUAGGUCUAUCGUGCUUAUAUAGCAAUGUCCUCGGCCAUCCCAACCAACUGGCGUGGCACAUUUUCUAAUGUGCCUCCAUUAACAAAAACAUUAGCAACUGCUAUGACAGUUAUGGCUGCUCUCGACUUCGCCCUUCGAUUUCGUGACCUCGCAAUCUCAGGACAUAUUACAGAGGGGACAGAAGCAUCUACCUAUGUUGACUCGGAAGCGACUUUUAUACCUCUUGUAGCGCUAGUGCCAAUAUCAGCUCCAUAUCGGUUUUGGACCUUCGCGACAGCAUCAUUUUUUGAAAGAAGCAUUAUUCAGUAUGCAAUAAGCGUCGCAAUUGUACUUGGAAGUGGCAAAUACUUGGAACGAGCAUGGGGUUCACGCGAACUGCUAAAGUUUUUGAGCAUUACAAGCAUUGGCACUAUGCUUGGAGUAUACUUCACAUGUCUAUUUGAAUUUGUUAUCCAGGGCAGCGAUGAAAUACUGUACGACACUCAGGCAUAUGGAUUAACAGGUGUUUUGGCGGGAUUCUUAACUGCAUUCAAGCAACUUGUUCCAGAACAUGCUGUCACUCUUUGGGGUAUACUUUCUAUUCGUGUGAAGACACUACCAAUUCUGCUCAUACUCUUUAUGGUCAUGGAAGGGUUUAUCUCACGUAGUCAUCUGCAGCUAUUGAUGGCCACCUUUGGCUUGUUUAUUGCAUGGAUAUAUUGCCGUUUCUUCAGAAUACAAGAUGGCAUUCGUGGUGACAGAAGCGAAUCAUUUUCUUUUGCAUCAUUUUUCCCCGAAAUAAUGCAACCUCCUGUUAAGGUGCUCUCAGACGCGUGCUUUGGAAUUCUAGCCAAGCUUCAUAUUUGUUCAUCAAAUGGUUACGGAGGAAGUUUCCAUUAUGACUUGGAGAAUCCUCAAAUGUCAGGGAUGGGACAUACAUUCACACAACCAGGAAGUCUUCGCGCAGAAGCUGAGCGUCGAAGAGCAUUGGCAUUGAAGGCGCUGGAUAUGAGGCUACAUGCGGCGGCAGCUGCAGCGAACAGUCCGCCUUUCUCUGGAUCAGCAAGGUCUGGAAGCGCUUCAUCUACGGCACCGAUAUCAUUACUUUCUCUAUCCGCGGGACCCUUACCUACAGGCGCGGAUGAUGAUGACGAUGAUGAAGUGCUGUUCAAGUCCACGGUAAUAGAUAUGGACGAGUCCACAACAACAUCUCUGCCGCUGUCUGGAACAGGACACUCCAAUAAUGUUGCGAGCACGAAUGAAGUGAGGAAUGAGAAGGAGAAGGCUUGAACAUUAAGUUUGGGUGCUUUAGAUUAGAACUUUUUUUAUAUAUAUCACCUUGCGAUUAUGAACAUGAACAUUGAAUAUAAUACAGCAC